AUGGGAUAGCUAUUUUUAAAGCAUAUGUAAAGCUGCCAUACUUCAGAAGAGGGGCUGGAGGGAUAUAGAUAAAUUGUUUCCAUCAAAUCCUAUUAAUAUGAUUACAGUUUAAAUUUAUAAGGUGAUAAAAUAAUAGUAAAGUCUCUAUUCCUUCACGAAAUUGAACAAGUUCAAACCACUCUAGCAAAGAGCAACAAAAAGUACCCCUAAGAAACCAAGGUGAUUGGCUAGGUGACAUCUUUUAGUUCCAAUGUGGUUCUUUAUGAUGUCACUGAACUUACUUCUGAAUCAGUAUGACUGAUGAUGUCACAAGGAUCAUCAGCAUAAAUUUUGCUGGCUAGCAAGAUGAUCUGAAAUGCCUCGACUGAAACAUCUUAACUAAAUCUCAGGGCAUUUUUCCACUCUGUUUCUGACCAAUUUUUUGGCUAUUGAUUUCUUUUUUUUCCAGUUGAGAAAGAAAAAUGUCCACUCAAGGACUAUCUCCAAUUUUUCCUCUGUUGUUUAUCUGCUUCUUCAGAGGGAGCUUCUGCAUUUGUGAUGGAACUAUCUGGGCUAAGGUUGGAUGGGAGAUUUUUCCCGAAGAAGUACACUAUCUGCAAGUUAAGCCUUCUUCAUCUCACUGCCUACCCUACCCUCUGAACAAAUUAUGCUGCAGUUUUGCUAACAUGGAUAUAUUUCAGGGUUGUUUACAUCUGUUUUCUAUUUUAGUUCAAGCUAUCUUUUUAAUCCUGUCUGUUUUAUCUGCGCAUUACCUGUGGAUGAAAUGGAAGAAACACCAAAAAAAGCUGAAAAAACAAGUCUCCUUAGAUACAUCUGGUAAUGAUCUAAAAAGCCGGUCUGUCUCUGACAUUAACCAAAUACUCUUCAGGCUGGUGGCCAUAGCAUCGAUGAUGAUGAAGUACCUGAAGCGUGUGUCCAACCGUCGUCCUGCCUCUAUGAAAGUUAAGCAUCGCAAAUUAAAGAAGAAGAAUGGAGGAAAAGGAGUCAAAAGAUACUAAACAUAUGCAUAUGCAAAUGUAGGUCAAUUCGGUAGGGAGAUUACAAAAGAAAACUCAUCUAAGGGUAAAAAUAAUCCUUUGGGAGGCUUUGUAAUUUAGUGAAAUUUUCCAAAGAAUCUGGGUUGAAAAGUUAUUUCCAUCCAGCUAAAAAGGAAUCCAUGCUUUCUAAAGUACUGGAAAAAGACUGCGUACUACCACUGCUACAUGUUUAAGUGUUUUGUUCUUUUUAAUGUGUUAGACUACUAAGCAUUAACCAAUCUGUAGAAUAGAAUCUUAGUUCACUGUUUUAAUAAAUCUGAUUUAAAUAAUAUUUGUGGAUUUUCCUGAGCAAAUUUUACAGUCACACAGAGGUUUUUAAUUCCCCAUCUCAGGUUGCUAAGAUGGCAUGAAAGUAUUAGGAAAUAGAGUAAUAAAAGAAAGCAUCGAUUUUUCAGUUUAAUAAAUAGUGAGUUAGAUAUUAAUAUUUUAAAAAUUUCAGGCUUUUGUGGAUCAGCCACAUCA
Messenger RNA from Loxodonta africana (African savanna elephant), 1499 nucleotides. RefSeq names its product testis expressed 50 (gene TEX50). The record is from RefSeq and is a predicted model, not a curated record. The transcript has 2 exons. NCBI's taxonomy places the organism in Eukaryota, Metazoa, Chordata, Mammalia, Proboscidea, Elephantidae. Bases 462 to 998 code for a protein of 178 amino acids.